AUGUCUUGCCACUCCUACCGAGUCAGCUCUGGUCGCCGUGUGGGCAACUUCAGCUCUUGUUCAGCAAUGGCCCCGCAGAACCUGAACAGAUUCCGAGCCAGCUCCAUCUCCUGCAGGAGUGGGUCCAGCUUCCGAGGCCUUGGCAGUUUUGGUAGUCGGAGCGUCAUCACCUAUGGAUCAUGCUCACCCCGGAUAGCAGCUGUAGGCCCUCGUCCCAUCCACUGUGGAGUCGGCUUUGGUGCUGGUGGUGGGUGUGGUGCUGGUCUAGGGUUUGGAGCCAGCAGUGGCCUUGGCUAUGGCUUUGGUGGCCCUGGCUUUGGCUACAGAGUUGGAGGAAUUGGAGUCCCAGCAGCCCCAUCUAUCACAGCAGUGACUGUUAACCAGAGCCUGCUGACCCCUCUCAACCUGGAGAUUGACCCCAAUGCUCAGAGGGUGAAGCGAGAUGAGAAGGAGCAAAUCAAGACCCUCAACAACAAAUUUGCUUCCUUCAUCGACAAGGUGCGGUUCUUGGAACAGCAGAAUAAGCUUCUAGAGACCAAGUGGAACUUUCUCCAAGAGCAGAAGUGUGCCAGGAGCAAUCUGGAGCCCCUCUUUGAGAGCUACAUCACCAACCUGCAGAGGCAGCUGGAUGCAGCCAGCAGCGACCGGGCCCAUCUGGAGGCUGAGAGGAACAACAUGCAGGAUGUCCUUGAAGGUUUCAAGAAGAAGUACGAAGAAGAGGUGGAAUUCCGGGCCAAUGCUGAGAAUGAGUUUGUGACUCUGAAGAAGGAUGUGGAUACAAAUUUCUUAAAUAAAUCUGAUCUAGAGGCCAACGUGGAAACCUUAGCUCAGGAAAUUGACUUCCUGAAAACCCUAUACAUGGAGGAAAUCCAGCUGCUGCAGUCACACAUCUCAGAGACCUCGGUCAUCGUGAAGAUGGACAACAGCCGGGACCUGGACUUGGAUGGAAUCAUCACCGAAAUCAAGGCCCAAUAUGAAGAGGUUGCCAGGCGCAGUCGGGCAGAUGCUGAGGCCUGGUACCAGACCAAGUAUGAGGAGAUGCGGGUGACAGCUGGCCAACACUGCGACAACCUGCGUAACACACGGAAUGAGAUCAAUGAGCUGACCCGCCUGAUCCAGAGGCUGAAGACAGAGAUCGAGCAUGCCAAGGCUCAGCGGGCCAAGCUGGAGGCCGCAGUGGCUGAGGCGGAGCAGCGGGGUGAGGCAGCCCUCAAGGAUGCCAAAUGCAAGCUGGCAGAUCUGGAGGGCGCCCUGCAGCAGGCCAAGCAGGACAUGGCCAGGCAGCUGCGUGAGUAUCAGGAACUGAUGAACGUCAAGCUGGGCCUGGACAUUGAGAUCGCCACCUACAGGCGCCUGCUGGAGGGCGAGGAGAUCCGGAUCUGCGAAGGUGUUGGACCAGUAAACAUAUCCGUGAGCAGCUCCCGCGGUGGCCUGGUGUGUGGGCCUGAGCCCCUGGUUUCCAGCUCUACCCUCUCCCGCAGCAGAGUCACCUUCUCCGGCAGCAGCACCCGUUCUGGUGGCGUCUGUGGCUCCAGCCUGGGUGGGGCCCAGGUCGUCAUGGGCAGCGGGGACCUGCUCAGCACAGGCUCCCGGGGAGGCUCGAUGCUGAUGAGAGAGUCCUGCACCCCCUGCGCCCCCAGCAUCCCCUGCCCGCUGCCCACCGAGGGCGGCUUUAGCAGCUGCAGUGGGGGCCGCAGCAGCCGAGGUUCCAGCGUCCGCUUCGUGUCCACCACCACCUCCCGCCGGACCAAGUACUGAGAGCCUUUG
Eptesicus fuscus (big brown bat) is the source of this 1767-nucleotide messenger RNA. It is a transcript of the gene KRT84, whose product is annotated as keratin 84. Lineage: Eukaryota; Metazoa; Chordata; Mammalia; Chiroptera; Vespertilionidae. Gene Ontology annotation, molecular function: structural constituent of skin epidermis. Gene Ontology annotation, biological process: intermediate filament organization; keratinization. The record is from RefSeq and is a predicted model, not a curated record. Gene Ontology annotation, cellular component: keratin filament. Bases 1 to 1758 code for a protein of 585 amino acids. The transcript has 9 exons.